Fusarium graminearum PH-1 is the source of this 2604-nucleotide messenger RNA. RefSeq lists its product as uncharacterized. The record is from RefSeq and is a predicted model, not a curated record. Gene Ontology annotation, biological process: mismatch repair. Gene Ontology annotation, molecular function: ATP-dependent DNA damage sensor activity; ATP binding; mismatched DNA binding. Lineage: Eukaryota; Fungi; Ascomycota; Sordariomycetes; Hypocreales; Nectriaceae. The transcript is spliced from 2 exons. The coding region runs from base 1 to 2604 and encodes 867 amino acids. Gene Ontology annotation, cellular component: MutLalpha complex.
AUGUCAAUAUCUCAGCUACCGCCAUCUUCGGCACAUCGCCUGAGAUCGUCACAUCAGCUUCCAGAUCCUCUUUCUGUUAUCAAAGAGCUUGUUGACAACAGCAUCGACUCGGGUGCCACUUCCAUUGAGAUCACAAUUGCGCCAAACACUGUCGACAAGAUACAAGUGCGAGAUAAUGGCAGCGGAAUACAGAUUGAAGACUUUCGAUUUCUAGGAUGCCGGUCUCAUACAAGCAAAAUCCGAAACUAUGACGAACUUCAUCAAAACGGCGGCAAAACACUAGGCUUUCGUGGCGAGGCCCUCGCCAGUGCAACUGAAACGGCGGCAAUCAAGAUCACAACUCGAACUGCACAAGAUCCAAUUGCAUCACUUCUGAUGUUAAAAGCAAAGACGGGCGGUAUCAGCAAGAAACAGCCAGUAUCUGGCACAAUCGGAACUACUGUCCAAGCGACAAACUUGUUUGAUAAAUUCACCGUCCGCAAACAGAAUGCUAUUAAGACGAGCCGCAGGUCUCUGGUUGAGAUCCAACGCCUCCUGGAAAGCUAUGCGAUAGCGAUUCCCCAUCUCAAGAUCUCAUUCAAAGUAUCCAGUCCUUCAACCCAGUCAUGGUCUUACUCUCCUUGCCCGCCAUCGAGCACGCAAGAGGCCAUCACUCAGAUUUUUGGCCACACUCUUGCCGCUCAGCUUGUCGAGGUAUCAUCUGAUUCAAACGUUGAAUGUGGCUCAACAGGGGUGCAACUGGGAACUUUAAGAAUCACGGCCCUUCUACCACGACCUGGCAGCGAUGUUCAGGUCAUAAAGGGUAAGGGGGCUUUCAUCUCGGUUGACUCGCGGCCCAUUUCAUCUAUAAGGAGCACUGGGAAAAAGCUGGUAUCCGUUUUCAAGUCAAGCAUCUCUAAAAUAUUUGGCUCGCCUGAUAGUUCGCGGGCGCCUGCAAACCCCUUUCUACAAAUCAGCAUCCAAUGUCCACCAGGCUCAUACGACCCCAAUGUGUCGCAGCUGAAGGACGAAGUGAUGUUUGACAAUGAGCCAGCGGUCAUCAGUUGUUUUCAAGCUCUUUGCGACGCCAUCUACGUUAAGAAGGUUCCAGGCAGUAAAGGGAUGCAGAACAAAACUAUGCCAGCAGAGAAUACUCCUACACCCACAGCCGGAGCUUUGAAAGCCCCAAAAGCAAAUGGAGGCGAGGGAAGAUUUCAGAACAGGAAUGGGCAUGAAAGCUUAUCAUCCGACCAUGAUCUUAUCGAACCCCUUAAUGACGAGUUCGAAAGGUUACUCGUUGGAAAUUCUGGCGCGUUUAGGAACAACGAGAGCACUAUUCCUAGCGUUUUCACCCACUCUCCUUCGCCAAGCAAAACACGACACCAAAUCAACAAUGUGAUCAGCGACACUAAUCAAAGCGAAAAAAUCCAGCAGAUGAUGAGGACGAAAUUGUGCAUCAAUCUUUCACACAGGGACAGUGAUUCCACCGACAUUGACGGCACAGACGGGCUGGUUCCUGUCCAGGUAACACCCCGUCGGGCAGCUUCACCACCUAAAGAGCAAUUGUAUUCUCAUUCUCGUCGUAGGACGAUGACCCUAGGCCGGCGCUCAGAGGACAUUGGUUCUUAUUUUCGCCCUGUGCGAGACAAGCCGAUCGUAAUCGCAACAGACGAAACUGCCACACCUGAGAACACUCAACUCGGGAACAGUUUGGCGAGCCCUUGCGAGACUAAUCGUCGUCCACUAAAGGAAUUGACGCAGUCAGAGGUCAACACGUUUCAAGAGGAUGAGGAGGAGGAUUUCAGCGACGGUGAAUCACUGAUAGAGCUCCCUCCUACAGAGCUAGCUCUUGGACCUUCUCCUCGCACAUCUCCACGCCGUAUGGCCCCUCCUCGUAUGCCGAACAGCCCCUUCCGACCACCCACAAGGCCGCAACAGUCCUCCAACCUUGAUACAGGGCUGGAAUUGUUGCCAAAUCUACAAACUCCUCCGCCUUCGGACCCCAGACGUGUCGACAAUUCAACUCGUCGUGAUUCGCGACGUAACUCAGCCAACGUCUUCACUCGAGGCCAACGGCCAUCUCAGAGUAGCAUGGUGCCGUCACCAAACAGAACAGGCGACCAAGGACCGAGGCAAAGUCGUAUCCAUGUGGGAAGUGGACCGACUGUAUCCUACAACAGACGUCGAUCUGAACAAAUUGGACGUGGAAACGGAUUAGCCGGUCGCAGAAAUGCCCCGACCAGUCGCGACAGCUCGGACGCACACCUCAAGGACUGGUUACACAACAUUCACGCAAAUUCCGAAGACCAGGAAGGAGGAGGACAGCUGAAACGCAUUGCGUCGAAGAAGCUCCCGCUUGAAACAAUUCCUCAAGCCGAUCUCACUGUGAAUCUAUCCGCCAGUGCCAGUAUUCAAAUGAGCGCGCUCGUAAAUGCGGCUCUUGAAUUUAUGGGAUCAGGCCGAGCAGCUGAGCAGGACUCUGCCAUACGGUUCGACAACAUGGCAGAAGUUGACAAAGUAGACGAGCUGUUGAGGCAUGCCACGGAAUCAUGGUUAAGCGGGGAUUCAUCAAUCGAGGUGGAGUACAUGCUGCGGUCUGGAGCGAAGGGCAAAUCGAAAGCGUGA